AAUGAAAAUAAAGAAAAUAAAUAAAAGAAAAUAGGGGCCCUAAAUUUCUUUCAUACUACUAUCAGUGCCGCUCUUCUUCGCCAUACUUCUUAUUUCUCUUUUCUUCUUUUUGAUUUCUUAUCUUUUUAUUUUUCUGUACUUGUAGUUGUCUUCGAUCUUAUCUUUGAUUGUAUUAUUUGAAAUCGCAUCGAGAGCUAAUCCUUGCUAUCUAAGAGCUGGUCUGUGGAUUCUUGGGGAUUCUUUGGUGUAAGCCAUUUGAAAAAUUGUCGAGUAAGUAGGUGUCUAUUUCCAUACUUUCGAUUAUUUCUAUCUCAAAGCAUCGAUAUUGUUCUCCCUUUUAUGCAUCAAUUUCUCUUAUUUUUCUAAGUCUAUUGAUUUUAUGCGGAUUUCUUCUUCUUCUCUUGCUUCUCGCAGUUUUUUGGCUGAAAAUCACGAUUAAGAAGAAAAGAAAAGACUGUUUCAAGAUUUUGAAUUAAGAAAUUUCGUGUAUAAGACAAAUUCAUUUGUUGCUUAAGAAAUUCUCAUUUAGAUAUGAUAAGCUUUUGAAUCAGUUUUAUUUGUAUAGUUGUUGAAUUAUUGCUGAAUCCACGUUUCUGUAAUUUAUGCUUUUUCAAAUAUACUUGAAAAUUUGGGAAAAAAACUGAAUUGCUGUUGAAUCCACGAUCUUUUAAAUGUGCCUAAAAUUUUGAAAAAGAAAUUGUCAAAAUUUUUAGAAAUUGGUGUUUUAUAAUAUACUAGUCAUAUCCACGCACGGACAUGACAUCGUGUGAUGAUAUUAUAAUUAUUAAAUAGCUAAAAUAUAUUAUAAAUAAUAUUAAGAUAAACACAAAGUAAAAGUUGAUUUUAACAUUUUAAAAAAAAGGUCAUAUUCACAUAUAUUGUAUUCGAAUGUUCUAUUUUUUACAUGACUUCAAAUCUCUCAAUUCUACCAUAAAUAUGUUUUAAUCUUUAUCAUGUUUGAUGAAAACUUCUAUUUUAUUUCUUAAAAUUAUAAAAGAAACGCAUCAUACAUAUUGAAGGGAAUAAGUAAAAAUGAAUUGAGACAGAAGAAAAAACUAUUUUUAUAUAUUAUAAAAAAAUGAAUAUUUUUUCCUUACAAACUGAAAUAGGUAAUUUUCAUUAUUAACACAAAAUUAAAUAGACAAAACUAUUUCAUCUUAUAUCCCAAACUAAUUAUCCAAUAACAAUAUAAAACUAAAUGUAUAAGAGAUAAAAAAAAAACUGAAUGUGUUUGCAAGUUCUUCAACUAAAGAAAUACAAUAUUUUGAUUUUUUAUUUUAUUCAUUGAAAAAAAUGAAUCUAAAUGUAUAACGCAAUUAGCAGCAUUGUUGGAAAUAGGGCUAAAAAUGCUAUUAGGUCAUCUUCAACAUUUUACACUAAACUCAUAUCCAAAAAAAAAAAUACUCUUUUUAUUUUUUCUCUCCAUUUAAUUUUUUCUGAUUUUCAAUUAUAUCAAUAUAUAUUUUUCUCAAAUUAUACGUUAACCCAUAAAUUUUUUAGUCAUUAAUUUCAUUAGUUUAUAUUUUAUAUCUUGUAAUUUUUUAAUCAUUAAUUUCAUAUAAUUUAUGUUUUAUAUCAUGUAAUUUUAUACUCCCUCCGUCCCACGAAGCAUGACACGUUUUUAAAAAUGGCAAAAAAUUUAUCAUUUAUUCACAUUUUCAUUUUUCCACCUACCACAUUUAAUACACAAAAUAUCAAUUUCUCAAUUCUCGUGCUGAAAAGAAGUGUGUCAUGCUUCAUGGGACGGAGGGAGUAUUACUAAUGUUGUUCUAAUCAUGUACUUAGCUAAUUUUUCUAAUAUGUCAUGUAAUUUAAACAAGCUAAAGUUCUCAUUGUUUUACUUAAUUGCAGCCGAAUUUCUUUUAAUAACAUUAGUCCUUUAAUUAUGAGCCCCAAAGCUAAGUUGUUAAAAAAAAGCCCAUUCAUCAUUUUAAAAAAUAAGCCCAUGGAAUGAGCCCAAACCCUUAUAUCUGUUUCUUCUCAAUAGCUCUCCCAUUCUUUUCGAGUUUCAAUCCCUCGGCAGCAACAGUCACAGGUAGCCACGGCCGCCGCCGUCGCCGUACACACUACACACCACCAUCUCUCUAGCCUCUCGCCCUCUGUCUCACUUCUCCUUCACAAAUUCUGGCGCGGCACGAAUUUGCUGUUACAGUAGCACGGCGCUGCCCUCGGCUCUAUUUCCCCCACUGAUUUCGCCACCUCAUCGGGACCAGUACAACCCUCAACUUUGGAUUAUUAUCAUUCGUCACUAACAUUGAAUAUUGAGGAUUCUUCAUAGAACACAAGGCAGAUCACACUCGGCGCCGCCGGUCGUCCCCACCUCCAGUCGCCGCCAUCGCCUCCGCCGUCCUGCCCGUCCCUGACCCCGUUGUUACGGUUAUGAUUUAGGGCUGCAAAUUGUUUUUGUUUGAUAUACGUGAGUGAGAGCAUUAGAGAAUCAGUAACUAAAAAACUACUUCGUCUUAUCAUCUACCUCAAACAGCAACUGUCAACAACAUUCCUCCGGUGCCGGCGGUUCAGGUUAUAAUUCCUAUCCAUUUUUAUUAUGAGCAUUCACAAUCUUCAAGCGACUUCAUGGAAGGAUUUUACUGAGCUUCCUGCGGUGUAUGCACCUCGAGGCAAGCAGACUUUCGUCCAUGCUGCACCUUGGGUGGUCCAGAGAAGUCGAAGGCUAUUGAUACAAUGUGCCGUCAAGUUUCGUCCUUGCAUUGACAUACAUAAGGGGAAAGUGAAACAGAUUGUUGGAUCCACUCUUCGAGAUUUUAAAGAGGGAGAUUCAAGUCUUAUCACUAAUUACGAAUCUGAUAUUUCAGCUGCAGAAUAUGCUAAAAUGUAUAAGGACGAUGGGCUUACUGGUGGCCAUGUGAUCAUGCUUGGGGCUGAUCCAUUGAGCAAAGCAGCAGCAGUUGAAGCAUUGCAUGCUUAUCCAGGUGGAUUGCAAGUUGGGGGUGGUAUCAAUACAAGGAAUGCCUUGACUUACAUAGAUGAAGGAGCAAGCCAUGUUAUUGUUACAUCAUACGUAUUCAGUGAUGGGCAAGUUGAUUUUGAAAGGCUAAAGGAACUUGCUCAAGCUGUGGGGAAAGAAAGACUUGUGUUGGAUCUCAGUUGCAGAAAGAAGGAUGGGAGAUAUGCAGUUGUGACAGAUAGAUGGCAGAAGUUCACUGAUGUAUUUCUUGAUCAAGAGGUGUUAAAUUUUCUUGCGGGUCAUGCUGAUGAAUUUCUUGUCCAUGGAGUAGAUGUUGAAGGCAAAAAGUUGGGAAUUGACGAAGAGCUUGUGGAAUUGCUUGGCAGGCAUUCACCAAUUCCGGUGACUUAUGCUGGUGGCGUGACGACUAUGGCUGAUAUAGAGAAGAUAAAAACAGCAGGAAAGGGCCUUGUGGAUGUCACCGUUGGCAGUGCUUUAAAUAUUUUUGGCGGUAAUCUGCCUUACAAGGAUGUAGUCACCUGGCAUUCUCAGCAGAAGUCAUUGGCUGUUUGAAGUUACCUGGCUUUACAAAUUUCCAUUAAUUAUUUUGUCCAUUAUGUAACUGCAAAAGCGUUACAAUAUUGUUAAGAGCUUAAUAGGUCGCUGACGCUUUGGUAAUUUAAAUCUCACUGGUAGAAUUUUUGGAAUCUGAUACUUUACUGAAUGGAUUGUAGUAAUUGUGGGUUUUCACAAUUUCUGUAAAUAAAAACUUCUUCUCUUUCUGAUUGCA
This is a messenger RNA of Salvia miltiorrhiza (redroot sage), 3695 nucleotides long. RefSeq names its product 1-(5-phosphoribosyl)-5-[(5-phosphoribosylamino)methylideneamino] imidazole-4-carboxamide isomerase, chloroplastic-like. NCBI's taxonomy places the organism in Eukaryota, Viridiplantae, Streptophyta, Magnoliopsida, Lamiales, Lamiaceae. Gene Ontology annotation, biological process: L-tryptophan biosynthetic process; L-histidine biosynthetic process. The transcript is spliced from 10 exons. The record is from RefSeq and is a predicted model, not a curated record. Gene Ontology annotation, molecular function: 1-(5-phosphoribosyl)-5-[(5-phosphoribosylamino)methylideneamino]imidazole-4-carboxamide isomerase activity. Gene Ontology annotation, cellular component: cytoplasm. The coding region runs from base 2546 to 3478 and encodes 310 amino acids.